UUAGAAUGCCCGAUAAACGAGGCACGAGCUCGUCGCACAUAAUGCAAGGAACAGGUGGGGCGAGUAUCGACGUCGGCGCGCUCGGAAGGAAUCCUAUAACCGGUCGGGCAGGAGCUAUUGUUAUGAGAACCGUAUCCAUUUUUCUCACGAGCGGACGAAGAGUCUCGGUUAAUAAUUCGAAGCGACAACAGUCCGCUAUUUACAACGGAGAUAAUUCGGCGUCGGGACGACUCCAUCGACGGAAAAAUAUGCCGGACAAUCUCAGCACCAAAAAUUCUGCUUAUCAGGCCAAAAUCAUUGACUCUUUGAAAAAAAAAACAAGAUUUUCGAGGGUAGAGCUCGAAGCAUUGUGCAAAAUUUAUCGAAGAUUAACGACAAUUCCUGGGCAACGAGGGGCUUCGACUCUAGAUGGGAAAACCGUGACCCAAUCGACGACAGCAGUCGAAGGAAUCGAUCGAACGAUUUUUCGUGAAUUGUUGCACAACACGUUCGACGUUAUAACCGAGGACACGUUAAUCGAGCGUAUGUUUUGUUGCUGGGACCGCGAGAGCGAGGGUUCGAUAAGAUUCGACUCGUGGAUUCUGGGCUUGGACGUUUUUUUACGUGGCAACAUUCGGGACAGAACAGAAUUCUGUUUCCGAGUUUACGAUUUGAACAACGAUGGCUACAUAACGAAAGACGAAAUGUUUCAAUUGUUCAAAAAUUGCCUGAUCAAACAACCCGGCGAGGAGGACCCGGACGAGGGUGUUCGCGACCUGUCCGAAUUGGCGUUGAAGAAGCUGGACGUCGAUCACGAUGGUAAAGUUUCUUAUCAAGAUUACGAAGCUGCGAUAAAAAAGGAGCCGUUGCUCCUCGAAGCCUUCGGCCAAUGUUUGCCAACCGAGGAAAGUUGCCAAGCAUUUUUGACAACCCUGCAGCCCUGAACGAUAUUUCAGCCCAACUUCAAUAGCAAUAAUCAUCGUUUCACCUCCAACGACGAUUGAACAGUGAAAUCAAAAAAUCCACCGAUUCUCCAGCCAAUUAUUUGAUGCAAUUUACAAAAAAUAGUGAAAAACGUUGCAAAAAUGUUUAUUUUAUUGUUGAAAAAAAAUAUAAAAAAAUGUUACGAAAAAAUUUAUAA
Messenger RNA from Venturia canescens, 1120 nucleotides. RefSeq names its product EF-hand calcium-binding domain-containing protein 1. The record is from RefSeq and is a predicted model, not a curated record. Gene Ontology annotation, molecular function: calcium ion binding. NCBI's taxonomy places the organism in Eukaryota, Metazoa, Arthropoda, Insecta, Hymenoptera, Ichneumonidae. The transcript is spliced from 4 exons. The coding region runs from base 6 to 923 and encodes 305 amino acids.